AAAACCAAAAACGUUUUAAAAAUGCAAAAGAAGAGUCGGGGUAAUUUCGGCAAAGGAAAAAAGAGAACUCCUUUGGCGACUUUUCCGUCCCACGGUCUACCUUCUUCUGUUCUGAUCAUGUCUCUAAUCAGGCAUUGCUCUCUGUACGGCUGAAGUUCGAAGCAAAGUACCGAAAGAUCCGUUGUGCAGCCGCCUCACAGAGCACUGAGCCUCCGCGGGCACGCUCCGAUCGUUUCUGGAGGACCGAAUUUACUGUGCAAGUGGGUCCGAAUUUUAUGCGAGUAAUGGGAAAGAGUUGUUGGUUGAUAUUGGCAAUCUUUACUUAUCUACUUGCCUUUUCUAGUGGAAGAGAACUCAACAUCAAGGUCAAGGGGGAUCAUAGCUCUAUUUAUAAUCAUACCCUUGCUGCAGUAUUGGUGGAGUAUGCUUCAGCGGUGUACAUGUCAGAUUUGACAGAACUGUUUACUUGGACGUGCCAAAGAUGUGAUGGUUUGACGAAGGGAUUUGAAAUCAUAGAGUUGGUUGUUGACGUUCAGCACUGCUUACAGGGCUUUGUUGGGGUGGCAAAGGAUCUUAAUGCUGUCGUGAUUGCAUUUAGAGGGACUCAGGAACACAGCAUAAUGAAUUGGAUUGAAGACUUGUAUUGGAAACAGCUUGACUUAAAGUACCCUGGCAUGGAUAAUGCAAUGGUGCACCAUGGAUUUUAUUAUGCUUACCACAACACAACUAUACGCCCUGCAGUUUUAAAUGCCGUUAAAAUGGCAAAGAAACUGUAUGGAGACAUUCCCAUCAUGGUGACUGGGCACUCAAUGGGUGGGGCAAUGGCUGCAUUUUGUGGACUUGAUCUAAAGGUCAAUCAUGAGGCCCAGAAUAUUCAAGUCAUGACAUUUGGACAACCUCGUAUUGGCAAUGCAGCAUUUGCAUCUUGCUAUAGCAAACUUGUCCCAAAUGCAAUUCGAAUCAUAAAUGAUCAUGAUAUUGUACCUCAUUUACCACCAUACUACCACUAUUUCCCUCAAAAAACAUACCACCACUUCCCAAGAGAGGUGUGGCUUUACAACAUUGAAUUGGGAAGUUUGGUUUACAAAACUGAGAAGGUCUGCGAUGGAACCGGAGAAGACCCAUCCUGUAGCAGGUCGGUCACUGCCACCAGCAUCUCGGAUCAUCUAGUUUAUUAUGGCAUCGAGUUAAUGUCCAAUGCACCAGGAACAUGCAGAUUUUGGAUGGAUCCUCAAGUGGCGUUGUAUAGCAGAAUGGAUCUCAGUGGAAACGUGGUCUUGUCCAGAGUUCCCGCAAGUCCAGUUAUCAGAUUGAAUACAGAGUCAGAUGUUGGGGGCAAACCUGUAGUUAAUUAAUUUGGUCAGAGCAUGGUUGCUCUUACAAAUGGCUGAGAGUAUCCACUGAGCGUAUCCACUUUCUUUUUGCAAGGGGGCUGGGAAGGAAUGUGUAUAUAUAUAUCAAUAUCCAUCGUGUACAUCUUCGUCCGGUGUUAAUAUGACCGAACAUUGUGUACU
Molecule: messenger RNA, 1514 nt
Organism: Juglans regia (Persian walnut)
Lineage: Eukaryota; Viridiplantae; Streptophyta; Magnoliopsida; Fagales; Juglandaceae
Product: lipase-like
Exons: 11
Coding region: 276-1355 (359 amino acids)
Biological process (GO): lipid metabolic process
Source: RefSeq, a predicted model, not a curated record